Messenger RNA from Erythranthe guttata (spotted monkey flower), 2351 nucleotides. Its product is annotated as putative clathrin assembly protein At4g32285. Lineage: Eukaryota; Viridiplantae; Streptophyta; Magnoliopsida; Lamiales; Phrymaceae. The record is from RefSeq and is a predicted model, not a curated record. Gene Ontology annotation, molecular function: phosphatidylinositol-4,5-bisphosphate binding; clathrin heavy chain binding; 1-phosphatidylinositol binding. Gene Ontology annotation, cellular component: clathrin-coated pit; clathrin-coated vesicle. Gene Ontology annotation, biological process: clathrin-dependent endocytosis; vesicle budding from membrane; clathrin coat assembly.
UUUAUCCUAAUAAAAUUAAAUGCACAAAAUUAAGUUCAACUCCAAAGAGGUUUAUUAGACGUUUCUCCAUUACUAUAUAUUUUGCAAAGGUGGCACUGCGUCUCUCUCUCUCUCUCUCUCUCUCUCUCCUCUUUCUCUCUCUUCCCACAGUGAUCCUUACUCUUCGUUCGUUCCCCACUCUAAGCUCCUCUUUAAUUAUGUGAAUUUAUAUAUAUAUAGAUGUACACACACACACACACAAAUAAACAUAUUUUACACAUCCACAUUCAUACUUGCAUAUAAUCAGGGAUUCCGGCACCGUCGGCCGUCGCCUGAUCACUCAAUUACCCUCCGAUCGCAGUAUAUUCAUCGGAAUUUGCCCAUUCACCUUACACUGUUGAUUUGUGGGUUCGUUGAAUUAGAAAUCAUCAGAGAGGAACCGAGAUUACAUUGGUGCAGUUGUUGGCAUAAUUUCAACAAAAUUGAAAAGAAAAAAAAUUUAGGAAUUUUUUGGUAAUUGUGAUUGAUAGAUUGUUAUAGUGAUGGCAUCAAGCACAAUCAGGAAGGCAAUAGGGGCAGUGAAGGACCAGACAAGCAUAAGCCUAGCCAAAGUGGCGGGUAAUCCCGCCGCCCCCUACCUCGAUGUCUUGAUCGUAAAAGCCACAUCGCAUGUCGACGAGCCGGCCGACGACAAGUACGGCCGCGACAUUCUGACGAUGAUGUCAUCCUCCAAGCUCUACAUCACAGCCUGCCUCUUUGCAAUCUCCAAAAGGCUGAGAAAAACCCGCGAUUGGAUAGUGGCACUAAAAUCUUUAUUGCUGCUGCACAGGCUGUUGUGUGAAGGUGACCCUCUUUUCGGGCAGGAGCUCAUGUUCGCCAGCUGGAAGGGUACGAGGGUUUUGAAUAUGUCUGAUUUUCGUGACGAAGCGCAUAACACGAAUUUGUUCGAGCAGACGGGGUUCUUGGUGAGCUUCGCCUCGUAUUUGGAUCAGAAGCUCGAGAUUAUUGUGUAUGACCUGAAAAAAUCGAGGGUUCUUGGUAAUGGUAACAAUGAUGAUGACAAGGAGAAGGGGGAGAAGAAUAAGUAUGAUGAGUUGGGAUUUAUUAGAGUUGUAGAGAGGUUGAAUCUACAGCUUCAGCUUCUUGACCGGUUCUUGGCUUGUAGGCCGAGAGGGGCUGCGAGAAACACUCGAAUGGUGCUCGUGGCUUUGCAAGUGCUUGUGAAGGAGAGUUUUGCAGUCUACAGUGACGUAACCGAUGUGUUGGAGCAUUUUCAAGAUUGUUUUCAUGAGCUGAAAUAUGUUUACUGCGUAAGGGCUUUCGAUGCUUAUGUUAAGGCUGCAAAAAUAAUGGAUGGACUUAUCGGUUUCUAUAGCUGGUGCAAGGAUUUGGAGUUGGUUUUUGCGACUCCGUCGGAUUUUCCUAAAGUGCAGAAAAUUAGUGACGAGAUUUUGAGGGCACUCGAAAUGGUCUUGAAGGAAAAGAAAACUACAGAAAAGAGCCCUAACGAAACGAGGGAAGAAGAAACCAAAGAAGAGACAGUACAAAAUGCAAUAAACGAAAUCAAAGCUCUUCCUCCACCGGAGAAUUUCAAUCCUCAGCCACAUCAAAAUCAGCAGCUAAUUACUGAAAACCUUGUGAAUCUAGUAGACUUCGAUAAUCAAGAGGGCGAUAAUUUGGCGUUGGCUUUAUUUUCGACAAAUGGAGAUGCUAAAGCCACAUCAGCAUGGCAGAAUCCCGCUGUGGAAAACGGUAGAUCCGAUUGGGAGUUGGUGUUGGUGGAUUCUUCGAGCAAUUUAUCGAUACAGAAGGCUGAUUUAGCAGGGGGGUUCGAUUCGUUAAUGUUGAACGGCAUGUACGAUCACGGGACACAAGUGAGGCAACACGCGAGUAAUGGUGGGAGUGCGAGUAGCGUAGCGUUGCCUGGAAUUAAUGGCGCGAUGAUGAAUAAUAAAGUGCUGGCAUUGCCCGCACCUGACGGAACGGUCAAACCGGUCGGUCAACAAGAUCCGUUUGCAGCAUCGCUAUCCGUGCCUCCACCUUCUUACGUGCAGAUUGCUGAUAUGGAGAGGAAACAAGUUUUGCUGGCUCAAGAGCAGCACAGGUGGCAGCAGUACUCGACCAACGGGAUGCAAGGGCCGAUGGGGUUUGCUAAGAUUGCGAGUUAUUACGAUACUUCUAUGCCUUACGGGUACUACCCUUCGUAUUAAUUUCGUGUUUGUGAGUGCGUUUUUUUCGGUUAUUUUUAUUGGUCUAUACUUUCUUGAAAUUGAUAGUGAGAAUAAGGUAAAUUUAUUACAUGGCAUUUGAUAUUGCUUUGUCCUGUGGUUGGUUUUUAUUGCAAUAAAAUGUAGCCAAGUAUUUUUUUGGUA